AUGCAAUCGCGAAUGAUGGAACAAUUGGUAACAUUGGACAAACGAUAUGGACGUCCAGAUCUUUUCAUCACGUUCACAUGCAAUCCAUCUUGGUGUGAAAUCAAAUAUUUACUUUUGCCUGGCCAACAACCAUCUGAUCAGCAUGACCUCACAGCGAGAGUUUUCAAACAAAAAUUGAUACGUUUUAUGGAUCUCAUCACUAAGAACCAUAUAUAUGGAGAAACUCGCUGUUGGAUGUAUUCCAUCGAAUGGCAGAAAAGUGGUCUACCACAUGCUCAUAUCUUAAUUUGGUUGGUUGAAAAAAUUGUUCCAACUCAAAUUGAUGAUAUCAUUACUGCUGAGCUGCCCAACGCAGAAGAAGAUCCAGAAUUAUUUGAAAUUGUGAAAAAAAAUAUGAUUCACGGACCAUGUGGGGGACACAACCCACACUCGCCAUGCAUGAAAGACGGAAAAUGCACCAAAAAGUAUCCACGCCAGCUGCUGCAAGAAACACAAACUGGUGGCGACGGUUAUUCGUUGUACAGACGACGAAAACCAGAUGAUGGAGGAUACACCACAACUAUCAAAAUCAAUAACGUUGAUUUCGAAGUUGAUAACCGAUGGAUUGUGCCCUACUCUCCUAUCCUUUCGAAAUCAUUCAAUGCACAUAUCAACGUGGAGUCCUGUAAUUCAGUUAAGUCAAUAAAAUACAUAUGUAAAUACGUGAAUAAAGGCAGCGAUAUGGCAAUUUUCGGAAUUGCGAAUCCCAAUGAGCCCGUCAAUGAAAUUGAGCAAUUUCAAAUGGGACGUUAUAAUAGCAGUAAUGAAGCUGUAUGGAGAAUUCUUGGCUUCGACAUUCAUGAACGCUUUCCUGCUGUCAUGCAUCUCAGUGUUCACCACAACGCACCCCAACGAGUUGCAGAUCCACCAAAUACAACGUUGACCGCUUUUUUCCAAUUGUGUGCAACUGACGAAUUCGCAAAAACAUUAAUGUAUCACGAAGUCCCGCAGUUCUACACUUGGAAUCAAUCGACGAAGAAAUUUUGCAGAAGAAAACGAGGCGCCAGGCAUUCUUCUAUAGCUGGCAUAUUUUCUACUGGUGCACUGGGAAGAGUAUAUACUGUUCAUCCAAAUAAUGGUGAAUGCUACUAUUUGCGAAUGCUGCUUCACGUGGUCAAAGAACCAACAUCGUUUCAAGCAAUCAAAACAAUCGAUGGUCAAGAGUGUGAGACAUACAGAGAAGCAUGUUUUAAACUUGGUUUGCUUGAAAAUGAUCAACGUUGGGACAACACAUUAGCAGAAGCAUCUGAGACACGUCAUGCCCAUCAAAUACGAACUCUGUUUGCCAUAAUUUUGACAACCUGCGCACCUUCUGAUCCGAAAGGUUUAUGGGAAAAACACAAAGAGAGUAUGAGCGAAGACAUACUUCUCCGAGCACGCAGAAAUAAUCUCGGCUUGGAUGUACAGUAUUCGGAAGACAUUUUCAAUGAAGCACUGAUAUCACUUGAAGAUGUGUGUAUGUCGAUUAACAACAAAAUCCUCAAUCAGCUUGGGCUGUUUUCAUCGGAACGUGACAGAAACGAUGUUAUCGAUAGAGACGCAUUGCGAGAAAAACAAUACGACGUCGAUGCACUACAAGUUUAUGUUGAAACUCAGAAAAGAUUCUUAACAAACGAUCAACGACUUGCAUACGACACAAUUAUGCGCUCCAGACCAUACAUUUAUAUCCACAUAUAUACAAAGUAA
Molecule: messenger RNA, 1725 nt
Organism: Zophobas morio
Lineage: Eukaryota; Metazoa; Arthropoda; Insecta; Coleoptera; Tenebrionidae
Exons: 2
Coding region: 1-1725 (574 amino acids)
Source: RefSeq, a predicted model, not a curated record